GCCGCUCCCUUAUCAUGAGCAACUUCGAUUGCACGAACGCGUUUGCCUCUACCGAUCGUGAGCUGCUUAGAGAGCACGCGUGGCAGACGGCAGCGGAGCACGACGUACCUUAUGCACUUGGCGCAGUCGAACACACAGCACUGACCUUGCAGGCCUCAGACAUGAGCAUUGACAUGAUGAGCCAGCAGGGGGCCCAGAUGGGCUUCACUCUAGCUCCACGAGACUUUAACGACGUCUACAACCCAGUGGUCUCGGAGUGGCUGGACGGUGAGCGCGAACAAGAGGGCCAGUGCAUUAAUGAUACAUUGCAUCCUAUAAGUAUGAAGAUGCUAGACCUUUCGAUUAGCACGUUUAUGGAUGACAUCACGAAGAUUACCAUGUUGCCUAUAGGUGCCUUACCCGAGGAGAUCGCAGAACAGAUGAACCAGGAUCACGAAGCAGUUAUCGCAGCAGUAUUCGGCACCUCGAAGAGUGACGCAGAAAUGGGAGCAGCCAGACUAGCACCAGGUAAGCGUAUUUGGGCCAAGAGUACACCGUGGGCAAAGCAGUUCGUCUCAGACAUGAAUGACCUUGCGAGCACGGAUCCUGACAUGCAUGCAUGGUGGCACGCGCGCGCGAACGACAUUAGCGUGUUCGACCCCAGCACAGAGGAAUACAGCAUGUGGAUCAGGACAGACCCGAGCAUCAUGAAUAGCGCAGCAAGAGAAUGGGCAAAGAGCAGACCAGAGGAGCCAGAGGAAGACAUGAGGGAGCCAGAGGAAGUUGAGAAACCCUUUUGGUGCGACUUCAGGGGACUGAACGAGGAGACGGGCGAGGAG
Molecule: messenger RNA, 818 nt
Organism: Prorocentrum cordatum
Lineage: Eukaryota; Dinophyceae; Prorocentrales; Prorocentraceae
Source: the annotation of a GenBank genome assembly